Molecule: messenger RNA, 2738 nt
Organism: Tilletiaria anomala UBC 951
Lineage: Eukaryota; Fungi; Basidiomycota; Exobasidiomycetes; Georgefischeriales; Tilletiariaceae
Exons: 5
Coding region: 185-2557 (790 amino acids)
Biological process (GO): mRNA cis splicing, via spliceosome
Cellular component (GO): U1 snRNP; U2-type prespliceosome
Molecular function (GO): RNA binding; protein binding
Source: RefSeq, a predicted model, not a curated record
GUCACAUGUACUCAUUUGUACAUACACCUAAGGCUUUGAGACCAUCUGCUUACAUAGCAUAAGGCUAUACGCUGUUUCUGCGUGGUAGCUCCAGAGAUACUGCGUUGUGUAAAGGCUCGGGAAUACGGCCGUGCGAAGAGAAGCGGAGCUUUCAAUUUGCAGCACGCCAGUGUGACUAGCAGCGAUGGAAAUGGGAGCAGCGGCGUCGCCGGCGCUGCCGCAACCGGGCGUCAGCGCAUGGACCGAGCACAAACAUCAGGACGGUCGCAUUUUCUGGUACAAUGCAAAUGAGAAGCGUUCCAUGUGGGAGAAGCCGACCGAGCUGAAGACGCCUCGGGAGCGGGCGAUGGAAGGCACACCAUGGAAGGCAUACAAGUCGGGCGACAGGACCUAUUAUGUGCACUCGGAGACCAAACAGAGCAGCUGGACGCUCCCACAGGAGCUGCAGGACCUCUUCAAAGAUCUGCCUGAAGACCCUGCGCCUCAGUCGCCCUCAGUAGCUGUCGGUUCCCCAGCCCCUGCUCACGUCGUCGGCAUGUUUCCUUCUGUCUCCCAAACAGAAGCUAAACCCUCGGGAAGCCCCGGCGCUCCACCUACUGGUUUGGCUAAUGGGUUGCCAAACCGCCCGGUAUACAGCGGCCCACCGCCUGGCUUUCCUGGAGGAACACCGGUAGCUUCUGUCUCUGGACCACAGCCGGUCACGGCAGGCGCAGUUCCGUCCAGUCUCCCGAUAAGGCCCGUUGUGGAUGCCAGCGCCCCAACACCGAGUGCCACUCGGGCGGAUGCGCCGUUGUUCGAAGAUGCCAACCAGGCGGAAGACGCAUUCAUUAGCCUGCUUCGACAGAAAGGUGUCACAUCAGAAUGGACGUGGGAGCAGACGAUGCGCACGAUUGUGACAGAGCCUCUGUACAAGGCACUCAAGUCGCUAAGCGAGCGCAAGGCCGCAUUCAACAAGUACAUCGAGAUGCUCAGGGCCAAGGAGCGCGAGGAGCAAACGAUCCGCCGCGGGAAGGCUGCCGAAGCCUGGAAGAAGCUCUUUGCAGGCAAGUUCAAGAGCCACAACUCGUUCGAGACCGCCAGAAAGUGGUUCGGGAAUACGCAGGAAUGGGCUCUUUCUAAAGACGAGGCAGAGGCGCGCGUCGUUUUCGAGAGCAUCAUUCAUGAAAUGAGGGAUGCAGAGCAGACGGCCGCCCGCGAAAUACGGCAUCGAAAUAUGGACAUGCUCAUGUCCCUGUUCAAGAAUUUUGAAAUGGACGUCAUGACGCGCUGGCGCGACGCGCAGCGUACGAUUCUGGAAUCGGAGGAAUACACGCAAGACGCCCGACUGCAAGAGAUGGACGUUGCAGACAUGAUCACUGUCUUUGAAGAGCACAUGCGCGUCGUUGAGAAGGGCGAACAGGAGCGGCGCGAGCAGGUAGACGACGAAAAGCGCCGGACGGAGCGUAAGCGCCGGACAGCCUGCAAGGAGUUGAUGCAGGAGCUCAAGGACGAUGGGACGAUCAAUGCCAAUUCGAAGUGGUCCGAUGUGUACCCGCUGAUCAAGGAAGACGAUCGUUUCAUCGCGAUCCUGGGCCAGCCUGGCUCCACGCCUCUCGACUACUUCUACGACAUUAUCGACGAGCUGGACACCCGACUCUCUGAACACAUUCGUCGCAUCGAAAAGGGCUUCCGUGGUGUCAGCUUUGAGAUCAAGGAGGGCAUAAGUCGGGAGGAGUUUGAUGCUAAAGUGGAGGAUGUUGGCGGGUAUGGCGACGCAUCCGAGCAGGAACGAACGCUGAUAUUCGAAGAUAUUCGUGGCGAGGCCAUCCGAAGAGCGCAAGAAGAGCGCAAGCGCUCCGAGCGCAUACAGCGCCACCAGGCCGAGGAUCUGCGCUAUGCUAUGAAACGCGUCGACCCACCCUUGUCAGAGCGGCUCGAGCUGAGCUUUGACCAGCUCCAAGUGCUGCCCGAGGUGACGUCGUUACGCGAAUGGAAGGACUGCCACGACGAUGAGACGCGCAAGAUGGCAUGGCAGCACUUUGUCGUGCGCACGAAAGAAAGGCAGGCAGAGAAAGCUUUGCGCGAUCGUAAUCGCGGCGAACAUGGCCGGGAGCGCGAACGGGACCGGUCUCAUCGUGCGGGGGAGGAGGGUAGCGCGGACCGGCGAGAGCUGCGUCGAUCGCGACAUGAUUAUGACGCCGAAAAUGAUGGAGGCGCAGCUCAUGAUGGCGGCGCGGAUUGUUCCCGGGAGAGAAAGCGCGAGAAGCGCGAGGUUGAGUUGGACUACUCGGAGCCGCUGCCUGACGACCGCGAGCGGGAACGGGACAGGGACCGCAAGCGCUCGGAGAGGCGGAGCGGGCGCAGGGCUGGAGCAGAGGAGCAGCAAGCAGAGAGAGGUGGCAGCGGCGGCGAUGGCGACAAGGAGCUUACGAGCAGGUCUCCGGUUGAGGAAGCUCGGCGCGUUACCUCGAGGAAGAAGCGCGCGGCGACCGGUGGUGCUUCCGUCAGCGCAGGUAGCAGUAGCAAGCGUCCCAGGACAGCGGACGAGGAAGUGGACAAAGAGGAAGGAGAGGUGUGACCUGCUGCACGAGGAUUGUAGGCGCAGGAGAAUGCCGGGUGCGUCUUGGCCAGGCAUUUCUUGCUUUUCGGGUCUCACAAGAACUUAUUCAUAGCAUACAUGAGGCGUAGCAUUAUGUCCUUGACUCUUUCGGUCCUAUGUAAUGCAUUUCGCUCUGGUCUCUGGAGUCUACCCUUCCCCC